ACAGACUCACACCAGCCAAUACUCAUCACUCUCCAAUCUCACCCAAGAAAGAGAGAGAGAGCUUAAACCUUGUUUGGAUUGGAAUGGCAUGGCCUUCUCUCUCUUCCUUUCUUCCCUCAAAACCCCUACAAUCUCACUCAUCCUUCUCUCCACUCUCCUCUUCUUCCUCUUCCUCACACCCUCCCCAAACUACCCCUCCACAAACCCAUUAAUCCCCCACAGGUCCCUCCUCAACACCACCACCACCACCACCACCACCACUACUUCCCUCUCCUGCUCCUCCAUCCUCCAAACCCCACCUCACAAUCGCUGCUCUUUCUCUCUCCUCCACUGCACUGGCGACUCUAACAGCCUCAUCAACUACUUCUCUCUCCAUUUCUGCCUCUUCCACCAAAACCCAUUUGCCUCUGUGCCCUUUCUCUUCCUCACUAUCCUCUUCCAGUUCUAUGUCCUCGUCAAGACCGCUCAGGAUCAAUUCUCUGUUGUGGUCACCAAGCUCGUUACCCACCUCAAUUUGUCACCCAGUAUUGGGGCUGUGACUCUUCUUGCACUCGGCAAUGGUGCCCCCGAUGUGUUCGCAUCGGUCGCUGCGGUCCGCGGAGGCCAUCCGAGGACUGGGUUCGGCGCGAUUUUGUCGGCCGGGACGUUUGUUUCGGCAUUGGUUGUUGGGUUUGUGGCGAUUUAUGCAGCACCCUUUUCUGUGGACCCUGUGCCUUUUGUGAGGGACGUGUUGUUUUACUUGACUGCAGCUUUGUUCUUGUUCUAUGUUUAUCUUAGUGCUGAGAUUUUUCUAUGGCAGGCUAUUGGGUUUGUUGGGUUUUAUCUUUUCUUUGUUGGGUUUGUGUUUUGGAUGGAUUUGGGGAUGGAUGGUGGGAAAAGAAAAGGUGGGGUUGAGGUGGGUGGUGGUUUGGUUGGGGAUGUUGAGGUUCGGAAGGAUUUAAUUGCUCUGGAUUAUGAAAAUGAAGAAUUGUUGGGGAAAGUAGAGGAAGGGAAGCCGGGUUUUCAUUUUCGACAAGUUGUUAGGCAGGUAUGUUUUGGGUUACAAUUUUGCAAUUCUGAUAUCUUACAUUGUUUAUGAUCUAGUUGGUGUAUUAUCUCAUCGUAUUAAUAGUGUGGAAGUUGUGAUUGCCCGGUUAAUAUUGCAAUUGGUUUAACUUAGUACAGCUAUCAUGUAUCAAUAAUAUAGUGUGAUUGAAACUUUGAUCUAAUUCUGCAGUCUGAGUCAGGAUCUAAUACUUUAAAUGUUGAUUACUGGACCAGUGGGGACUAUUGGAGAUAGUAUAAAUUUGCUUAACAUGAAAUGACUAAGAAUGUAAUGGAUGCCUUCUUUUCCAAUGU
Molecule: messenger RNA, 1338 nt
Organism: Camellia sinensis
Lineage: Eukaryota; Viridiplantae; Streptophyta; Magnoliopsida; Ericales; Theaceae
Source: RefSeq, a predicted model, not a curated record